Phaethon lepturus (White-tailed tropicbird) is the source of this 230-nucleotide messenger RNA. RefSeq names its product lamin-A-like. The record is from RefSeq and is a predicted model, not a curated record. The transcript has 2 exons. NCBI's taxonomy places the organism in Eukaryota, Metazoa, Chordata, Aves, Phaethontiformes, Phaethontidae. The annotation marks the transcript as partial.
AUGGCGACGCCUUCGCAGAAGAGGAGCACCCGCAGUGGGGCUUCGGGGACGCCCUUGUCCCCCACCCGCAUCACUCGCUUGCAGGAGAAGGAGGAUCUGCAGGAGCUCAAUGACCGCUUGGCCGUCUACAUCGAUGCCCGCAAGUCCUUGGAUUCGGGGGCCAAGGAGAGAGCUCGGCUGCAGCUGGAGCUCAGCAAAGUCCGGGAGGAGCACAAGGAGCUGAAAGCCCG